AUGGCUAAUGACAAAGUCCAUGAUCUCCUAGUUAAGUUUGGUGGUCACAUACAUGUUGUGAAAGGGAUACAUCCAAAUGGUUAUCGUUUUUUGGAGUUGUACUCAACUGCUUAUGCAUUUGUGCUUAAACAUGAAUAUAAUCAGACUGGUUUAGCAUUGAAUAUGUUUUAUGAAUUUUCUGAGGAUAGUGGCAGAAUGAGAUUAAAUGGGGAUGAUGAUCUUAUCAUAAUGUUUGAAAUGAACUCAGAUGUUAAGGAGAUAGAUAUAAUUGUUGAGAUUGGUGAUAAGGAUGAUCUAAUUGAUUUAGACAAUUAUAUGGACCCAAUGGUACCUGAAAAUCCUGUGGGGGAAGAUGAUAGUGACUCUGAAAAUAAAACUGAUUACAGUUUCUCAGACAGUGAUGAUGAGGAGUGGAAUGAGGGAGAAUGGGGACAUGAUGAGGGACAAGAGGCACAUGAUUGGGCUAAUAUUGAAUUAGAAAUGGAAAGUCCUGAUAACAGUUGUGGUGAAUUAUCUGAUUAUAGUGACACUGCUGAUUUUAUUGGAGAAAGUGAUGAUGAAAGACCAGUUAAUGUGCAUAAACACGUUAAGGGGAUAUUGUUCAAGUAUGGUGAUCAUGGUGAGAUUAAAUUUGUGAUGGAUCAUUUGUUUGAUGACAUUAAACAUUUUAGGACUGUGUUAAAGGACUUUGCAGUUCAAAAAGGUUUCAAAUUGGUGAUGGUGAAGAAUGAGAGGACUAGAGUAACUAGUAAGUGUGGGAACCCAGGUUGUGAAUGGAGAAUCCAUGCAACUCUACAAGUAGAUAAUAGCACCUUUAAGGUUACUUCACUUGGUCCAGAACACACUUGCAUUAGAACCACUAAGAACAAGGUGGUUACUUCUACAUACAUAGCAAACAAACUUGAAAAGGCAUUCAGACAUCAACCUGACAUCAAUUUAGAUAAGUUGGAACAAGAAGUAAGAGAUCAAUUUAAGGUGGAAGUGAGUGAGAAAUGCUUGAGAAGAGCUAAAAAUAAAGCUUUACAAAGUAGUGAUGGAACCCAUUCAGCUUCGUAUUCUAAACUGUGGCAAUAUGCAGCUGAGAUUCAAAAAACAAAUCCUGGGAGUUUGGUGUUUAUAAAACAUUCACAAGAUGAUGAACCAAGGUUUUUUAGGAUGUUUAUAUCAUUUGCAUCAGUGUUAAAUGGCUUCAGGGAUGGCUGCAGACCAUUUAUUGGUCUAGAUGGUUGUUUUUUGAAAGGCCCCUUUGGUGGUAUUUUAAUUACUGGAAUAGGGCUUGAUGGGAAUAAUGGGUUAUACCCAUUUGCAUAUGCAGUAGUGGAGUCUGAAAGAAAAGAAAGUUGGAAAUGGUUUUUGGAACACCUCCACAAAAUCACAGGUGACACGUGUGGAAAUAUGGCUUGGGUAAUUAUGACUGAUGGUCAAAAGGGCAUACUUCCAGCUGUGGAUGAAGUAUAUCCUUAUGCUUUCAAUAGGAGGUGUUGUAGGCAUAUUUAUGCCAAUUUUAGGACAAUAUAUCCUGGGGUUAAGUAUAGAAAACUGUUUUGGAUGGCAGCUAGGGCCUAUACUGAGUUGGAAUUCAACAAAGCAAUGACAAAGAUACAAAGUAGCAGUCUACAAGCAUGGCAGUGGUUGAUGAAUCAUCCACUUGAAACAUGGGCAAGACAUAAGUUUGAUGAGAGACAGAAAUGUGAUUUUUUGACAAAUAAUGCAGUUGAAUCAUUCAAUUUAUGGCUUAAGAGGGUGAGGGCAAAACCUAUAACUGCUAUGUUUGAGGGUAUAUGA
This is a messenger RNA of Cornus florida, 1785 nucleotides long. RefSeq lists its product as uncharacterized. The transcript has a single exon. Gene Ontology annotation, biological process: DNA transposition. NCBI's taxonomy places the organism in Eukaryota, Viridiplantae, Streptophyta, Magnoliopsida, Cornales, Cornaceae. Bases 1 to 1785 code for a protein of 594 amino acids. Gene Ontology annotation, molecular function: DNA binding; transposase activity. The record is from RefSeq and is a predicted model, not a curated record.